Molecule: messenger RNA, 561 nt
Organism: Penicillium maclennaniae
Lineage: Eukaryota; Fungi; Ascomycota; Eurotiomycetes; Eurotiales; Aspergillaceae
Product: exportin/importin beta family protein
Exons: 2
Coding region: 1-561 (186 amino acids)
Source: RefSeq, a predicted model, not a curated record
AUGGAUUGGCAACCUCAGGACGAGCCAUUGAGGCAGCUGGCAUGCUGUCUCCGAGACUCCCUCAAUGGCCAGGACGCGGCCAUGCGGAAGCAAGCUGAAGAGAUGCUGGCCCAGGCUACAUCUUCGCCGGACUAUGUGAAUUACAUUACCUACCUCUUCUCCACCGCGGAGGUCCCUGCCUGCGUCGGCAUGGACCCAACCAUCUACAACUUUGUCCGAUUCGCUGCUGCCAUGAACAUCAAGACCAAAAUCGCUUGGGGCUACCACACCAUUCCCCAGCAGAGCCUGAUUUUCAUUCGGUCUGCCGCGCUCAUUGCGCUUCGUGAUAAUGAUCGUCAGGUCCAGAGAGGUGCCGGCAGCAUCAUAACGGAGCUUGUGCAGCGGGGUGGCCUGUUGGCCUGGCCUGAAAUUUUGCACGAGCUUCUGUCGCUCGUUGGGAACUCUCCCGGCAAUGUGUCCAUUCCUGCUCAGGAGGCCGCAAUGAAUGCCCUGUUCAAGGUUUGCGAGGAUAACCGCAAGAUCCUCGAUCGCGAUUACCAGGGCAGCGCCCGCUUGACGUGA